GAAAGGGGGGUGGGAGUGGGAACCUCACACCCUCACACCUAGUCCCCAGUGCGGGGGGCUGGGGGCUCCCCCUCCACUCGCCAUUUCUCUCCCUUCCCCCUUCCUCCUCCUUCUUCCCCCUCCCUCCUCCUCCCAGCCGGCCUAAGUCUGCGUACUUAAAGCGGCGCGGGAGGGCGAACGCGGGCGGGCGGCCCAGUCGGGCGGUGGCAGAUGCGCCCAGCAGUGGCAGCCACUGGCGGAGCGCAGGUGACCGGCCUGCGGCUCAGCCUAGCCAGGAGGCGCCCAGGGAGAGCAGGCGGGAGAGGGAGGCAGAUCCACCCCCAGCGUGCGCUCCUCUCGGCGCCAGGAGCCGUCCCGGGGCGUGUUGGCGAGAGCUGAUAUAGAUAUAAGGACAUUUCUCUCCAUGGCGUCACGUGACAUAAUUACCACCAGAAUCAAUCAAGAUGAAUUGCACGUCAGCGCCCGGUGGGGAUUUUUGCUUAGUUGAUCCUGGCCCAAGCCUCUUGUGCAAUCGAUGGCUCAGGUUGGCGGCGCGGGGAGCGGCCCAGGGCUUGCCGGCGUGCGCGCCGCGGAGCCAUGAACGACUUUGACGAGUGCGGCCCGAGCGCAGCCAGCAUGUACCUGCCCGGCUGCGCCUACUACGUGGCCCCGUCGGACUUCGCCGGCAAGCCGUCGUUCCUUUCGCAGCCGUCGUCCUGCCAGAUGACUUUCCCCUACUCCUCCAACCUGGCGCCGCACGUCCAGCCCGUGCGCGAGGUGGCCUUCCGCGACUACAGCCUGGAGCGCGCCAAGUGGCCGUACCGCGGCGGCGGCGGCGGCGGCGGCGGCGGCGGCGGCGGCGGCGGCGGCGGGGGCGGCGCGGGGGGCGGCGGCGGCGCGGGGGGCUACGCUCCCUACUACGCGGCGGCGGCGGCGGCGGCGGCGGCCGAGGAGGCGGCCAUGCAGCGCGAGCUGCUGCCGCCCGCGGGCCGCCGGCCGGACGUGCUCUUCAAGGCGCCCGAGCCCGUGUGCGCCGCGCCCGGGCCGCCGCACGGCCCGCCAGGCGCCGCCUCCAACUUCUACAGCGCGGUGGGCCGCAACGGCAUCCUGCCGCAGGGCUUCGACCAGUUCUACGAGGCGGCGCCCGGGCCCCCGUUCGCCGGGCCGCAGGCCGCGCCGCCGCCCGCGCCGCACAGGCCCGAGGGCGCCGCUGACAAGGGCGACCCCAAGGCCGGGGCCGGCGGCGGCGGCGGGGGCAGCCCCUGCGCCAAGGGGAGCGCGGGUUCGGAGCCCAAAGGGGCGGCAGCAGGCGGCGGCGGCGGCGACGGCGAGGGCCCCCCGGGGGAGGCGGGGGCCGAGAAGAGCGGCGGCGCAGUGGCCCCCCAGAGGUCCCGGAAAAAGCGCUGUCCCUACACCAAGUAUCAGAUCCGAGAACUGGAACGGGAGUUUUUCUUUAAUGUAUACAUAAACAAAGAGAAGAGACUCCAACUCUCUCGGAUGCUCAACCUCACUGACCGGCAAGUCAAAAUCUGGUUCCAGAAUAGAAGGAUGAAAGAAAAGAAACUGAACAGAGACCGUCUGCAGUAUUUCACUGGAAACCCCUUAUUUUGA
Messenger RNA from Cavia porcellus (domestic guinea pig), 1590 nucleotides. RefSeq names its product homeobox D11 (gene Hoxd11). The coding region runs from base 577 to 1590 and encodes 337 amino acids. Lineage: Eukaryota; Metazoa; Chordata; Mammalia; Rodentia; Caviidae. The transcript has 2 exons. Gene Ontology annotation, cellular component: nucleus. The record is from RefSeq and is a predicted model, not a curated record. Gene Ontology annotation, biological process: anatomical structure development; regulation of transcription by RNA polymerase II. Gene Ontology annotation, molecular function: RNA polymerase II cis-regulatory region sequence-specific DNA binding; DNA-binding transcription factor activity, RNA polymerase II-specific.